AUGGUAACUGCUGUUGUAUGGGCCGAAAGCAAGAAAUUUUAUAGUGCAUCCAAAUCAGGAAAUGAGACGGCACCAGAAUGGAGUGUACGACUUAAAGGUUUAGCUCGCUAUUGCAAUUUUGGUCAGCAGCUUGAGUCUAAGCUAACGGACAUUUUCGUUACGCAGUUCAAUCCUGGGAAGGUGAGAACUGAAUUAUUCAGCCUAAACGAGAGCACCACCUUAAAUAACGUUGUUGAAGUGGCCAAAAUUAUCGAAGCAACGCUCCUAAUAAGAGACCCAGUUGGUGAAGUUAAAAGCGAGGUCUUAGAAUCCGAUGUUUUUCGAAUUACACAAAAUAAUUCAAAUAUUGGUGCCACUGCCGGUCAACAUCAAGAUCCUCAACGGUAUCAUAGAGGGACAGCAGUACCUGCAGCGCAGCGGAACCAAGGAGGCACGCGCAGGCUGUUUCCGCUGCGUGAGGAACCACAACAGUAA
Molecule: messenger RNA, 474 nt
Organism: Acanthoscelides obtectus
Lineage: Eukaryota; Metazoa; Arthropoda; Insecta; Coleoptera; Chrysomelidae
Source: the annotation of a GenBank genome assembly